AUGCCUAUUAAAAAGAUUAAACUUGACAAUAGCGUCAAAAAAUCCGAAAAUUCUAACGACGAUCAGAAAAAGGCAUCAUCCAACGUCAAUUAUAUAUUUUACUUUGAUGGGGACGGAAAAAUAAAAUGCGACAUCGGCGGUGUCGAUAACAUUGAACUUCUAAUAGACUCUGGAAGUAAUCAUAACAUAUUGACCGAUAAAACAUGGACUUUUCUUAAAAGUUGCAAUAUACAGGCUACAGAACAAAAUGCAAACCCAGGGAAAAUAUUUAUGGCGUACGGUAGCUCGGUACCCUUGACAGUGCUAGGUUCUUUCCAAGCUGUAGUUAAAAUCGGAGCAGAAGAAAAAAAUAGUACCUUUUACGUUAUCCAAGGCGGGACACGAGAUUUACUCGGUAAAGAAACAGCUACAGAUCUUAAAGUCCUCAAAUUAGGUUUGGACAUCAAUGCGGUAAGUGAAUCUCAAAAUCAGGGACCUUUCCCCAAGUUUAAAAAUAUAACACUAGAUAUAGCAAUAGAUAAGACAGUAACACCUACUAGUCAACCAUGUCGACGAAUUCCAGUACCUCUGGAGGAGAAAGUUAACAAAAGAAUUGACGAAUUAAUAGAGUUGGAUAUAAUAGAACCCGUGAAUAAACCAUCCAGGUGGGUGUCUCCUAUAGUACCGGUGUUGAAAAGUGACGGAAGCGUUCGUCUUUGCGUAGAUAUGCGGGUAGCUAACAAAGCAAUUCUUCGAGAGCAUUAUCCCCUUCCCACGAUGGACAAACUCUUGCCAAAAUUUAGGAAAGCUCGUAUUUUUUCUAAAUUAGACAUUAGAGACGCCUUUCAUCAGAUCGAGAUUAGUGAAGAGAGUCGUCAUAUCACUACGUUUAUCACUACACGAGGACUUUUCCGUUAUAAAAGGCUGAUGUUCGGCAUCUCUUGUGCACCAGAACUAUUCCAAAAAACACUUGAGAGAAUUUUGUUACCUUGUGAAGGAACGCUUAACUUUAUCGACGAUAUUAUUGUUUACGGCAGGGAUGAACGAGAACAUCAAACCCGCUUGGAUCGCGUUUUGGAAGUCCUAAAAAAAUAUAAUGUAACUCUCAAUAAAAAGAAAUGCGUCUUUAAUGCUAAGGUAGUUCAAUUUUUAGGUCAUCAGCUGUCGUCGGAAGGGGUAAAACCUUUAGACACGUACAUAAAAAGUGUGGAUACAUUUAGAGAACCCAAAACUAUUGAAGAAAUUCAAAGUUUUCUCGGUUUAUUGAAUUACGUUAAUAAAUGGAUCCCUAAUUUUUCAACCACCACUGAGCCUAUCAGGAAACUCUUAAAACUAAAAAUUGGUCUCAAGUCUGACCUAUCGAAGUACUGGGAACAAGAGCAAAAAACUGCUUUUGAUCGACUUAAAACUCAACUCCAGAAUAUACAAAGUCUGGGAUAUUACGACCCGGAAGAUCAAACUCAGGUAUUAGCAGAUGCUAGUCCCGUUGGACUUGGGGCUGUACUAGUGCAAAUUGAUGAUAAAGGACCCCGAGUUAUUGCUUUUGGUAAUAGGAGCCUAUCGGAGGUUGAAAAACGGUAUUGUCAAACGGAGAAGGAAGCUUUAGCCUUAGUUUGGGCCGUAGAGCACUUUCAUAUUUAUCUGUAUGGUAGGAAAACAUUCGAUCUUAUAACGGACCACAAACCGUUAGAGGUAAUUUUUGGACUCAGAUCUAGGCCUUGUGCAAGGAUUGAACGUUGGGUUUUGCGCCUGCAGUCAUACAAUUAUCGUGUCGUAUACCGCCCUGGGAAAAACAAUAUAGCCGACCCAUUCUCUCGUUUAUGCCAAUUCACUCAUAAUACCUUCGAUCGCGAAGGUGAAUCCCAUAUAAACCAACUUGUUCAAUAUGCGAGACCCUGCGCAAUCCCUAUGCAGACGUUGAUCGAAUGCUCUGAAGCAGAUGAGGAGAUCCAAUUAGUAAAGGAGGCUUUAAACACAAACAUGUGGGAGCCUCGAAUUAUCCAGUAUCGUAUAUUUCAAACCGAACUCUGGACUCACGACGGCAUUCUCCUGAGGAAUGAUAAAAUUGUUAUUCCCACCAGUCUUAGGAAACAAGUUUUAGAUGCAGCUCAUGAAGGUCAUCCGGGCAUCGUAGCGAUAAAAGGUCGAUUGCGCACUAAAGUCUGGUGGCCUAAAGUGGAUAGAGAUGCAGAGGCUAAAGUUAAAAGCUGCCGGGGAUGCACUCUUGUAACUGCUGGGAAUCCCCCAUUACCAUUAAAAAGACGCCAGUUACCAGAUCAACCUUGGCAAGACGUCGCGAUAGAUUUUCUUGGUCCACUGCCGUCGGGACAUUACUUACUGGUAAUUGUGGAUUAUUACAGCAGGUAUAAGGAGAUAAAAGUUAUGAAAUCAAUUACCACAGCAGAUACCACGACAAUGUUGAAAGAGAUAUUUUCAAGAUUGGGUAUACCCAUAACCCUGACGGCCGACAAUGGAAGACAGUUCACGAGCCAAGACUUUAAAAAUUUUUGUCAAGAAAUGGGUAUUAAAUUACUGAGUACGACUCCUUACACUCCUCAGGAGAAUGGCGAAGUCGAGAGACAAAAUCGGGAUAUCCUUAAACGUCUACAAAUAAGUCAAACUUUAAAAUCUGAUUGGCAGUCAGAUCUUUUAGAUUACUUAAUGAUGUGCAAUAGUACACCCCAUAGCUCGACAGGCAAAACACCCGGUGAACUUUUCUUUUCCAGGAAAUUUAGAGACAAGUUACCAUCGAUAGUUCGAGAGAAGAGUGGAGUUGAUGGGGAAGUAAGAGAUAAAGACACUAUAAUGAAAGAGAAAGGAAAAGCAUACGAAGACAGAAGAAGGAAAGCUACAGAAUACGGAAUAGAUGUUGGAGAAAAAGUGUAUGUGAAAAAUGUGUCAAAAGGAAAUAAACUUACUGCCCCAUUCAACCCCACCCCACACACAGUACUCAGCUCCAGUGGAAAUGAAUAUAAUGUAAGGAACGACGAUACAGGCCAUGAGUAUAGGAGGAACAUCGUGCACCUAAAAAAAGUUCAAGGCGAAUGGCAAAUAUAUGAUCCGGAAAAGCACGCACAAGAUGUACCACUCGACAGUAAUGAGGCACUGGAUAGUGACAAGAAUGAAUAA
Trichoplusia ni (cabbage looper) is the source of this 3108-nucleotide messenger RNA. RefSeq lists its product as uncharacterized. Gene Ontology annotation, molecular function: nucleic acid binding; aspartic-type endopeptidase activity. NCBI's taxonomy places the organism in Eukaryota, Metazoa, Arthropoda, Insecta, Lepidoptera, Noctuidae. The coding region runs from base 1 to 3108 and encodes 1035 amino acids. Gene Ontology annotation, biological process: DNA integration; proteolysis. The transcript has a single exon. The record is from RefSeq and is a predicted model, not a curated record.